AUGUUGACUCGCUCCCCGCCAAUCUCCCCCCGCUUCCGCUCCCCUCUCGGCGACUCCCCUUUAGCUUCCCCUUUCGCCGCAUCUCCCGCCAAUACUCCCGCCGCGAUUCCCGCCGCGUCUAACGCCGGCUCCGCGCGUCACAGCGGGCCGAAACUGGUUCUGGUCGGCGUGACUCUGCACCAAUCAGGAGGCUCCUUUUGGGGGGGAGUGCGCGGCGGAAGCGAGAGAGACGCCGGGGGAGGCGGAGGGGGCAGCGCGGGUGUGACUGUAUCGAAGGAUGGACUGGCGCUGGUGGAUUUCGCUUUAUCGAGGCUGGUUGUACCGGGGGACAGGGUGGUGGCUCUGGUGAUACAAACGGGCGGGGAGAAGGGGGAGAAGGGGGAGCGGGAGCGGGGGGAGCAGGGGGAUAUUGAGGCGCGGAUGGUGGUGCUGGCGGCGCUACAGCCACUGGCGGAAGUAGCUUCCGCCAAACAGGUCCGAGUGGAGGUGUGCGUGUGUUGGGCGGCGGACGUGCCCCAGGGGCUGCUGCAGGGGGCAUUGACGCUGGGAGCAGGGAUCGUGGUGCUGGGUGCUGCCAAAAAAGGCAGCCUGGGCUUUAAGAGCUACUCCAUCUCCUCAGCUACUCAGGACACAGUGGCUCAUCUGGCUCGUCGCCUCCCCACCACCACCAAGGUCAUGCUCGUCUCACACGGCGCCUGCUCCCUCUCCAAAUCCGGAGAGCUCUCCACCGCUCCCAACCCCUCUCCCUCUCCUCUCCACCCUUCUGCAUCGCCUGUCUCCCCACUCUCCGCCCUAAACACACCUUCGGCUGUCUCUGCUGCUUCUAGUGCCUCGUAUGCCCCCUCUCCCGGUUCUGCAUCCCCUUUAAGAGGUGACCCUUUAAGAGGCGACCCUAGGGAGUGCCAGGCUGUUGGUUUUGGGUCUGAGUUUGGGGUGGGAAGCGGGGAGAGAGGGGGGAGUGGGGAGGGAGAGGGGAGGGGAGGGGGGGAGACGAUGGAGGUAGAUGGGGAGGGGAUGACAGCAGCAGCAGAUGGGGGAUGGAAGCAAGGCCACACCGUCCUCAUCUCCCCCAACCCUCUCAAUCCCUCCUCCGACCUCCUCCCUCCUCCCCCGCCUUCGGAAAUACUCCGGGAGGUGUAUGGGAGAGAGGAGUAUGGGGAGCAAGAGUUUACACUUGAACAGAUUUUGCAAGCCACUGAUAAUUUCAACCCCAAGAAUGUUCUGGGGGAGGGCGGAUCCGGGCAGGUUUUUCUGGGGACGAUUACAAUGGCGGUUCCAGAUUUUGGGGGAGGGGUGGGAGGGGGAGGGGGGGAAGGUGGGAGCGGGAGAAUGAAGGAAAUUCUUGCGGGCAGCAAGCAAAAAGUUGCGGUGAAGCGGCUGAGGUGGUGGGGGCCUGCCCUGGCUGAAAAAAAGUGCGCGGUCAACACGAAACAAUUCCUCACGGAGCUUCGGGUGGUUCGGAAGGUUCGGCACCCGAACCUGCUGCGCAUGCUCGGCGCGUGUGUGACAGCUGGCGAGCUCCUAAUGGUCUUUGACUACCUCCCGAAUGGCGCUCUGGACAUGCGGUUACGGGAUAACCGCAAGCCGCCGCUGACGUGGCAGCAGCGGCUGGAGAUUGCGAGUGGGGCGGCGAGGGGUUUGGCGUUUCUGCACAGUGGGUGCCGCCCGCCUAUCAUCCACCGGGAUGUGAAGUCGGGGAAUAUUUUACUGGAUGAAGACUUGGAACCCGUGGUAUCGGACUUUGGGUUGGCGAAAGUCGCACCGGAGCAUUUCACACAGCCAAUGACUGUUACGGCAAUCAUGGGCACACAAGGCUAUGUAGCACCGGAGUAUGUGCGGACAGGCAAGAUCACACAAGCGGUGGACGUGUUUGCAUUCGGAGUGGUGUUGCUAGAGCUCAUCACAGGGCACAUCCCCUUCCACCCAAGCAGAACACCCGCCUACCUCUUUGCAUGGGCAAUCCCAGUGGCCAAAUCAGGGGAGUUUCAUCGCCUAGUAGACUACCGUCUAGAGGGGCGGUACGACCCGAGCCAGCUGCAGGCAGUGGCGAUGCUGGCUGUGAUCUGCCUUGCCAGCAACCCCAAGGACAGACCCGCCAUGGCUGAUUCAGCUGCAGGCAGUGGCGAUGCUGGCUGUGACCUGCCUCACCAGCAACCUUAG
Messenger RNA from Closterium sp. NIES-65, 2160 nucleotides. The record is from the annotation of a GenBank genome assembly. Lineage: Eukaryota; Viridiplantae; Streptophyta; Zygnematophyceae; Desmidiales; Closteriaceae.